Aspergillus japonicus CBS 114.51 is the source of this 816-nucleotide messenger RNA. RefSeq names its product class I SAM-dependent methyltransferase. Lineage: Eukaryota; Fungi; Ascomycota; Eurotiomycetes; Eurotiales; Aspergillaceae. The record is from RefSeq and is a predicted model, not a curated record. Gene Ontology annotation, molecular function: methyltransferase activity. The transcript has a single exon. Bases 1 to 816 code for a protein of 271 amino acids.
AUGCUUCCAUGCGAUGAACAAGAACAGGACCGACUCGACAUGCUUCACAAAGUGUUCUUAGUAGUCAAGGGAUCGGCGAACAUCUUAGUCUCUCCACUCCCCAGGACUGGCAGAGUGCUGGACUUGGGAUGUGGAACGGGUAUUUGGGCACUCGAUAUGGCUAAGAAAUACCCAAAUGCCAUAAUUACAGGAGUCGAUAUCAUGUCUACGCAACCUGCGAAUUGUCCUCCGAACUGCUUUUUCUUUUCCCCCUUCGAUUAUGAAAGCCCAAGAGCUUUAAGAGCUGAGUCAUGGGACUUAGUCCACUUGCAACAGGGUUGCGGAAGUGUUUCUUGUUGGCCGACACUCUACAAAAUGGUUCUAGAUUGUUUACUGCCAGGAGGGUGGUUUGAACAAGUGGAGAUUGAUUUUCAGCUUCAGCUGACACAGCGCUCGAAAAAUGCCACAGCUCUCCAACAUUGGUAUCACAAUAUUCGACGCGCUACCGAGCUUUCUGGUCGCCCUAUCACCCAUGACUCUGCAAAAACGAUUAAACAGCUCUACAGCACUGGUUUUACGGAGGUCCGGCACAUAUGUAUGAUGCUUCCACUCAACCCAUGGCCUAGAGACGAACAUUUAAGGGAAGUUGGCAAAUGGUACAGUCUCGCGCUAUCGGAAAGCAUUGUAACAUUGAGUCUCGCGCCUUUCAGUCGUGUAUUUAGAUGGCGGCUGGAUCAGAUUAUGGAUAUUGUAGGAAAGGCGAAAGCAGAAAUCGUGGAUGAGGACUUGGAAGGAUUCAAUUUGUUGCAUGUAUAUAUGGCUCGGAAGGCGAUAUAA